Chiloscyllium plagiosum (whitespotted bambooshark) is the source of this 445-nucleotide messenger RNA. RefSeq names its product ribosomal protein L36A (gene rpl36a). NCBI's taxonomy places the organism in Eukaryota, Metazoa, Chordata, Chondrichthyes, Orectolobiformes, Hemiscylliidae. Gene Ontology annotation, cellular component: ribosome. Gene Ontology annotation, molecular function: structural constituent of ribosome. Gene Ontology annotation, biological process: translation. The record is from RefSeq and is a predicted model, not a curated record.
UAUAAGCACUGCGCGGUGACGUCAGCGCGCCCUCCUUUUUCUCUCUGCCCGGGACCGAGACGACAAGAUGGUCAACGUACCAAAAACCCGGAGGACGUACUGCAAGAAAUGUCGCAGGCACCAGCCUCAUAAGGUUACCCAGUACAAGAAAGGAAAGGAUUCCUUGUAUGCACAGGGUAAGAGGCGUUAUGACAGGAAGCAGAGUGGUUAUGGUGGACAGACAAAGCCUAUAUUUCGAAAAAAGGCUAAGACCACAAAGAAGAUUGUGCUGAGACUGGAAUGUGUGGAGCCUAACUGUCGAUCAAAGAGAAUGCUGGCUAUCAAGCGAUGCAAACACUUUGAGCUGGGAGGAGACAAGAAGAGGAAGGGCCAAGUCAUCCAGUUCUAAGCUGCAUUCUUGGUGUUCUUUAGAGUACAAAUUCACAAUAAAAAUUACUGAAAGUUA